Messenger RNA from Neoarius graeffei (lesser salmon catfish), 3755 nucleotides. RefSeq names its product ubiquitin-conjugating enzyme E2H (UBC8 homolog, yeast) (gene ube2h). Gene Ontology annotation, molecular function: ubiquitin conjugating enzyme activity. The transcript has 7 exons. Bases 199 to 750 code for a protein of 183 amino acids. The record is from RefSeq and is a predicted model, not a curated record. Gene Ontology annotation, cellular component: nucleus. NCBI's taxonomy places the organism in Eukaryota, Metazoa, Chordata, Actinopteri, Siluriformes, Ariidae. Gene Ontology annotation, biological process: protein polyubiquitination; ubiquitin-dependent protein catabolic process.
GGAUGUUACAAGAUAGUACACAACAAAGCAGAACGGGAGGACGGGCCAGAGCUAGCCGAGCUGAAGCAGCCAGGAGGAAGCUCGUUUACAGGCGGCCGCUUUUUAAUGUAAAUGUUGAAUAAUAUAAAGUUUGGAUAGAGGCCAAGCGAUCGACAAUCCGAUUGAGAAGACACUGUCAUUCCACUCAGAGCUGUAAACAUGUCGUCUCCGAGUCCGGGUAAAAGGAGAAUGGAUACCGACGUGGUGAAACUCAUCGAGAGUAAACAUGAAGUCACAAUUCUGAGCGGACUUAACGAAUUUGUAGUCAAGUUUUAUGGACCACAAGGAACACCAUAUGAGGGAGGUGUAUGGAAGGUGCGAGUAGAUCUUCCAGACAAAUACCCCUUCAAAUCACCAUCUAUAGGAUUCAUGAAUAAGAUCUUUCAUCCAAACAUCGAUGAAGCAUCUGGGACCGUAUGCUUGGACGUCAUAAAUCAGACGUGGACUGCUCUUUAUGACCUCACCAAUAUAUUUGAGUCAUUUUUGCCACAGCUCCUUGCAUACCCCAACCCCAUCGACCCCCUGAAUGGAGAUGCUGCAGCUAUGUACUUACACCGGCCAGAGGAGUACAAGCAGAAAAUCAAAGAAUACAUUCAGAAAUAUGCAACAGAGGAGGCUCUGAAGGAGCAGGAAGAGGGUGCGGGGGACUCUUCAUCAGAAAGCUCCAUGUCGGAUUUCUCGGAAGAUGAGGCACAGGAUAUGGAGUUGUAGUGAACAUGCACCUCUUCUUUAUUCCAGAGACUAUAAUUUCCUAAACAUGAGACGCAGACUAUAAAACUCAUAUUUAAACAAGACAAUUUUUAUAUUAUUAUUAUUAUUAUUAUGAUUAUUAUUAUUAUUAAAAUCUGAAUUUUUAUGGCUAUACCAUUGAUAAGGAUGGCCCUCUUUAUGUGACAUCCCCACCCCUAAACCACACGCACAUCUUCACCACUCUAACAGCAGCGUUCCAGUCCGUCCCCUGCAGUUCUAUAGGUACAUUACACUCCCUCAGAGGUCUGCAUGGGUUUAGAAAGAAGUUAUUGGAGAUGGAGGACAUUUGGACAUAUUCAGAUAUCUGAAACAUCUGUAGGAACUAUGGGAAAGUUAGUACCAUCGCCUACACGAUCGACUAUAUCAUUUAGCAGCACAAUCUGACACUGAGCACAAGAAGUAGGUAGAAGGUUGCCUUCGUGCUGGCUGUGCAGUUUCACAAAUUGGAUUUUAACACAGGAAAUGAAUUUAAACAGUCUGCACCCAGAGACUGGAGUAAAUGGGGGGGUGGGAGGGGAGGGGAGGGGCAUUUAUCCGUCUGAGACGACUUCAGAUAAUCACCAAAAAGUAAUCUAAAUAAAUUUACAGUCCAAUCUGCAGAAGCCGUGUCUUCAGUAGGUCAGUUUGGUUGGACGUGUUUGGUUGGCAUAUUGUCAUCUUUCUUUUAAUUGUUUCUCAACUUGUUUUUGUUCACUCCUGAUUUGUCAUUAAAAUGAAUUGGGAUUAAAGAGACAAUUGCACCUUGAAGCUCUAGUAACAAUUUUUUAUUUUUUUUUAAAAAUUCACUUAUUUUAUUUCUCCAUCUUUGAUUCAGUUUAUGUUAACUGAAACGAGCGAACCCCUCCAUGCUUCACCGUCACCUGGACCGCACGCCGCUGGGAGAGUUAGAGCGCUCCGACCGCUGUGUCCAGGACGAGCUUAAAGGAAGUUAGAGAUUAGUCACUCAGUUAACACUUGAAUAUGCAGCCCUAAUAAUUUUAUUGCCAAAAGUAAAAUAAAGUGGUCUUUUCUUUAUUAUUAUUAUUAUUAUUAUUUGCUUGUUUCCUGUUUGAGGGUGUGCACCGGCUUCUGAUUUUUAAAAAAAAAAAGCUCAUCCUUUUCAUAUUGUUCAGUUCAUUUAAUGAAUAGAUUUAAUGAAAAGCUGUACAGUAUUCAGCUAAUGUGUGUAUAAUGUUCUUUAUAACAGAUUUCAGUAAGUCCUAUUUGACUACACUAAAGAAAAAAAAAAAGGUAGUGUAUAGAUGCUACGCUGCAGGGUGUUUGUUUUUAUAAUUAUUUUUUAAAUUGGACUCUGCAAGGGAUCAAAUGUGUUUUAGCCCCUGAGGAGUAACCAAGAGAAAAACAGCCCUUAAUAAACACAAUAUUCCAGAACAACGUAGUGUUGUUGAUGAUCCUGGUUUUUUUUUUUUUUUUCCCCUCCCUUUUUUUUUUUUUUUUCUUGUUCUAAUCAGAUCCUCAGGAGAGCUCUUGCUUUCUCUCUCUGACCCCUCAUUCGUUUGGUCAGAUGUUUUGUUUACUACAUGACGCAAAAGUGUUGUUGGAUGUUACUACUUCAGAAAUGGAAAACGGAAAUGAAAAGCAUCAAAAUGGGGGAAAAAGUCUAUAUUAUAAAAUUCUCAAGUGUUUCAUGUGCAGCAGCAGUAACUUGGCAAGCUAGAAAAGGAAUAGAUUGAACAGGCCUGUGAAGUUCACGUCCAUAAAGCCAGAGAGCUGCUGAACAUCCAGAGAAGCGCAGAUUGUCAAAAGGUUUUAGAACUGGUUCAUGGACUUUCAUUUUUUUUUUCCUGAAAAUCAUGAGGUUUCCAGGCUGUACUGUUAAACUGAUUUAUUACACAAAUAGGUUUUUUUGUUUUCUCUAUUUUUAAAGAAAAGGAUUUUCUCUUUAAUGCAGUGUUGCAUUACAUGAAGACGCUCACGUGAUACUAGGACACGUUUAUGGCAGAGCUAGAAUCUCUUGUUUUACUAUUGGCUUGGUUUAGACGUGACAUUUUGGUUUCACAGUUUGUAAGCAUGCAUGGUUGGUUUUUAGGACUGCUUCUGUAGCAGUGUGUGCGUGGUACAGCUCCAUUCUAAUUUAGACACAUGAUUAAAUGGCAGUUUUUUGUUUGCUUUAUCUUUUUUCUUUCAAGUGUCAAGAAGCCAACAACAUGCUUGUGCGCUUCCAAUGUUGGUCUAUUACUCAACUUUCAGUGACGUAUUGUUGGAUAUUUUGUCUGGCUGAUGAAAUGGACACUCAUUUGGAAUCCACAAACAUCUCCCAUUCCUUUCUAAAAGGUCUGUGCAUGCACACCUUUAUUUUUUUUCCAUAGUGAGCGAGCGAGCGUUGUCAUCAGAGCCUGACAGGGUUUUGUUUUAGUGCUAUUUCAGUUCAACUGAUUUGGCCUUUAUUUCUUCAGCAGAUUGUUUUUAGCUCAGAAUAAAAUUGACUUUUUCCACGAUCCUGGCCUAAUUUUAAUAUUUUCUCUAAGGAAUACCUAAAAGUAGAUCUACAGUUGGUCAUCAUGGUUGAGGUUGGUGCUAACAGUAGCACGUCUGCUCUAGCAGUGAAGUCGGGAAAUAACUGUCCAGUCACGUGCAUAUAAUAAACGUCGUAGUUCUUUUUAUCAUGAAUUGGUGAAUAUCUGUCAAUGUCUGACAUGGUGCCCAAUAGUUCAGUUAACGAUCUCUUCAAACACCAGGUCUGUGUGAUUGACUUCUUUAAGACAUGCUGUCACUCGAGCCCACGUUCAACUUCAAGUCUCUCUUCUGUCAGUGUCGAAUAAUUCUUUACUGCCUGUUUUUAAUGAAUGCAAUCAAUGUAUUAAAGUAAUUCACAGCUUUUCGUUUAAUUUCUAAUUUUUUUUUUCCUUAGCAUUGUCAAGUGGGCAUGCCUGUCCUAGAGUGUUCCCUAUCUAUAGAACGAUAACGUCCUAAAAGGCUGUGUACAAUAAACUGUAAUAACCUUUUGUAAUAAAAUAUUAAAUACA